UCACCAAGAAAUCUCCGCAGUCCAAAAGAGUUUCGGAGAAAAAUCUCAUAAAAAUCCUACGGAAUUCCCACCACCACAACUCCAGUUUUCAUCAAUCCAACACAAAUAUCUAGACCUGUAGACAAAUCUUGAGGUCGGUAAUGGAGAGCUUGCAGAGAUCUGCUAUAUCGUUCCGGCGACAAGGCUCGUCGGGAUACGUAUGGGACGACAAAUUCCUCGCCGACCAGUUUAAUAAGGUCGCGAACGAGCGGAAGGAGGAGAGCAGCACCAGCACCACCACGGAGGAGAAUAAAGAGGAUCCAAUUCCAAUAGCCACCGCCGCAAAGAAAUCGCCGCCGCCGCCCGCUGGAUUGGCGAUCGAUAGGAGCCGAUCCAACGGCGGAAGGGGAUUCCGUAUCGGAAAGGUGUCUCCGGCGGUCGAACCGCCUUCGCCUAGGGUUUCGGCGUUCGGAUGCUGCGGUGCUUUCGGGAAACGAGAGAAGACGCGCCGCCGGCCGCCGAAGUCCGGUAAGCGCGUGAUGUGAGGAUUCCUUGUUGCAAUUGUUCGUCUCGAUGGAAUUAAGGUGAUGAUGAGGAUUUGAAUCGAGAAAAUUGAAUUGAUCUUGAUGUUGUCUUUCUGCUAUUUCCUCGUUGAUUUGAUCCGUUAAAGCUUAGAUAACUUAUAGAUCUUUUUCUUUUGAGUAAUUUAUGUGUGUGGAUCUUAGAAAUCAGUGGGGAAAUAUUGCGGAGAUUUGAGAUUUGAACAACUUCGAUGAUUGCGGAUCGAACCAUAGCGAGAUUUCGAUGACUUUUAUCGUUUAUAUUUCGAACGAUCUUGAAGUCAUAUAGUACUUCACAGAUUGACAAAUCUUAUUUUCAUUUCUGGAAAGGUAUGCAUAUUUACUGUUUAUAA
Molecule: messenger RNA, 892 nt
Organism: Salvia splendens (bonfire salvia)
Lineage: Eukaryota; Viridiplantae; Streptophyta; Magnoliopsida; Lamiales; Lamiaceae
Product: MAPK kinase substrate protein At1g80180
Exons: 1
Coding region: 141-524 (127 amino acids)
Source: RefSeq, a predicted model, not a curated record